AUGAAGAAGUCGAUGUCCAGUCUUCUUCCAUCAAAGACCAACAGCGUCCUAUCGAAUUUUUCCAAGAACUUGUUUUUCCAGAACCUUAAUGCCAUCGAUGAGUUCUACAUUGUCCUCGACAACCCCCAUAAGGUUUACCAUCCAGGCGACUACAUCACAGGGUCGGUGAGUCUCGUGGUAAAGAAACCAUUAGUGAACAUCCUUCUAUCAUUAUCCAUCAACGGAAUUAUCAAGACCAAUGGGGGAAGCAAAGGUAUCACAAAUAAAAAGGCCAAAUUGUUCUCUGUAUCGAUAUACUUGUACGGGGACAACCAUGCCGACAAAGUGACGGGUCUUUCCAAAGGCGAACAUCGCUUUCCUUUUUCCAUAAAACUACCAAGAAAAAAUAUCUUUUCCAGUAUAACAUUUGAAAAAGGUUCCAUUUCAUAUUCCCUCAAAGCUCAUCUCCAUUUAAAAUCCACUCAAGCUUCUUCGUCAUCACCAUCACCUUCAUCAUCGUCAUCAUUAUCAUCAUCGCCGGCAUCUUUAACAUAUUCUUCACCAUUACGCGAUUCACAGCGACCUUCCAAAUCAUCGGUUGAUGAUCAACAAAAAUCUCGAAAACUGGGAAGUAAUAACAAUAACAAUAACAAUAAUAAUAAUAAUAAUAAUAAUCAUAAUCAUAAUCAUAAUGGUCGAUUCAAGUUCUCUAUUAGCAAGAAGGUUGAAGGUUUUAAUACCUCGCGAAAUACCCAUAUUAAUACUCCUGAUUCUAAAAAAUCACUGACAACAAAAGACCUUGACACCAUUGCCAAAUGCGAAAAAAACAUCACUAUUAAAUGUCCUAUAAAUGUGAAUAAAUUCCCACAGCCCAAACCUAGUGUGUUGAUAGUGAAGAGCCCUCAAAAAAAAUUCCUUAAGAACUUAUCCCUGUCAUCGACGGUGAAUUCUCUGAACUCGGUUAGAAGUUCCAACAGUAAUGGAAGCAGUGACAACAAUACCAAUGCAAAUGGCGAAAAUGAUUCUAAUUCCUCGAUCCUCAAUAAUAUUUCCGGUACUUUAUUCACCUCCAAAGCGUUUAAUAGCUCAUCCUCGACCUUGAACCAUGCCACCAUCAAAAUGGUGAUAAAAACGCAAUCUAUCGCGUACUUGGCCAAUGAUUUGGUCCCUAUCCAAAUCCGUUUGCAGCAUAUCAAAAACGUGAAGUCACUAAAUGGGAUCAUUAUUACUUUGAUCAGAAUAUGCAAAAUCGACAAUAGCCCAGAAGGGGGGAUUUUAUCUUUCCGAAAAGAUUUGGCACAGGUGGUCAAACCAUUAUACAUUGAUCCUUCAUCUUUGGAAUUUGAAGUGAAUACUAAUAUAAAGAUCCCCUUUGACUCGUUUCCAACAAUUCGUGGAGCUCCAUUGAUUAGUUUUGAAUAUUACAUCGAGGUAGUGGCGAAUCUCAGCAGUAAAAAUCAUUCCCUGACCUUUGAUGGAACCAAUGAAUACUCUCCAGAUUUGAAAUCUAAGGAGGCGUCAUCUAAGUACUCAAGCAAAUCGUCGAAAAGUCACCAAAAUGGCAAAGUAAUUGAUAAUGAUGAUGACAAGAAAUUUGAGAGAAGGGAUUACGAUCAAGAAAUUAUCAAUGUUGAUAAAUUAAAGAGACUAAAGAAUGUGAUAUCUCUUAAUAGAAGGAUAAUUAUUGGUACUGAAAGAUCAGAAGUUCCUAAUAAUAAUGACGCGUCUAGCGUUGCCGAGGUAGAAGGAAAUGACGGUCCUGUGCCAAUUCUAGGAACCCGUGAAGAUGGUGAUGAGAUUCUUAGAGUUGAUUCUCUCACCUCAUCUAACUUGGACAGAAACUCUCCGGAUAACCGAAUGAGAGAAUCUCCAGAUUACAAUACUGCAGGAGAAAUUCAUAAUAUUGGAUCUUCAAAUGACGCUAUACAUAGCCCAAGUAACUUUGACGUUGACCUCCCACCACCUCCGCCAUUGCUACCUCCAAUAGCAUACGAGAAUUUACAGGCAGACUCGCCACUAUCUGAAAAGGAACGGGUGAGACUUCAUGAGGAAUCUCUACUUCCGUCUGAACCUCCGCUGAUGUUUACUGAUGAGCCGCCAAAUGUCUUAUCAGAUGGUGACAGAUUGAUUGAUUCAGCUUCUAGUGUUCCCCUUGUUCCGGUGCUUGAAGAGUCUGGAAAUGAAGAAGGGUAUCUCAAUGGAUCUGACACGAAUGUGCCUUAUACCAUUAUGGGUCCUUCCACUGAUCGUCCUUAUAAAUCCGAUUAUUGCAACGGCGUACGUUCAAACCCAGGGUUUGAAAACAAUAUAAUAAAUUCAUUAUCUAUCAAUGAUGAUAGUGUCAGAAAUAAUGCGGCCAAUGGAGAUAUCCAACGUGAUGACUCAGAAGAUGAUGGGUAUUCAGUUACAAAUGUCUUGAGAAAAGAGGUCAUUGACUUUGUUCCUCAGUAUGAACCGGCAAUGACAUCAACUAAUACGUCAAUAUCAUCGGUAACAUCGACCAUGGCGAAUGGCGAUGCAGUUUCAGCCCACACAGGGUCUCAAGUGACAAUCACCAACGAUGAAACUGGUAAACAUAAUAGUACAGUUGCAGACAGGUAG
This is a messenger RNA of Saccharomycopsis crataegensis, 2580 nucleotides long. It is a transcript of the gene RIM8, whose product is annotated as Rim8p. Gene Ontology annotation, molecular function: protein-macromolecule adaptor activity; ubiquitin protein ligase binding. Gene Ontology annotation, biological process: ubiquitin-dependent endocytosis. The transcript has a single exon. The record is from RefSeq and is a predicted model, not a curated record. Gene Ontology annotation, cellular component: plasma membrane; cytoplasm; cytosol. Lineage: Eukaryota; Fungi; Ascomycota; Saccharomycetes; Ascoideales; Saccharomycopsidaceae. Bases 1 to 2580 code for a protein of 859 amino acids.